Molecule: messenger RNA, 694 nt
Organism: Prorocentrum cordatum
Lineage: Eukaryota; Dinophyceae; Prorocentrales; Prorocentraceae
Source: the annotation of a GenBank genome assembly
AGGUCUGCGACGACGUUUUCACGUACGGCGACUUCGGCGCAGACAACUCGGGGAAGAAGACCAACGAGACGGACAAGAUCAGGCGGUGGCACAAGAACAUAGACUGCCUCGUGGACUCGAUCAUCGAAGGCUUCGACGACCUGGUCAUCUUCCAGGAGUGCAUCGGCACCCAGCACCUCCGCCAGCUGAUCAACGGCAUACUCUUCGUGUACCUUGCCCUCUACCCGUGGUGCGUCAGCAACGAGAGCGAUUGGGUGCUGCUCUGCACAAACCUCGGGCUCGCGUGCGUGUUCUACGGCCUCGACACGGUCGCGCAGGAGCUCGAGACCUCCAUCGGCGGCGGCUCUUCGCCGAUCGACAUCGACGUCCGCUCGACGUUCCUGAACUUCUUCGCGGCCAUGCGGGAGGAGGAAUCCAGCUGGUUCGCGGGCGGGCCAGGACGUUCUUCCAGGAGCGCGCGGCCGUCGGCAAUAGGUCCCUGAGCGAGCUGCACGAGGACUUCGUGGAGAGGACGGACAGGGACAUCGCCGAGAGGUACCCGAUGACCCCGAAGGCGGCGCUCCCGUUGGGCUACCAGCCCUGCCGGCAGGCACCGCCGCUUUAUCUUGCCGUGGAGAACCUGUCCGCCCUGCCGAUCUCCCCCACGCCCUCGCCCUUCUUCCCCGGCGCCCCGUCCAGCGAGGAGGCCCUGCGC